GUUGAGUAGCAGUGAAGAGGAUUCUGUGAGAAUCAAUUCUGCUGAGGAAAUUUAUUUAUGAUUCUCACAACAAGGAGGCUGGGUGGAGCCACAACAGAAAAUUACCAAACUUCAACAAUUGCUUAAGAAUUGGCCAAUAUUUUCAUUUCGGAAAUGAAACUAGCACAGCACUGUCUUGCAUUCCUUGUUUUGAUUGGAUUGGUCCUUCCAGUUCUUUCGCAGUUGUUGUUCUGCUAUUACACCAACUGGUCACAGUAUCGAAAAGGUUCAGGAAAAUUUAUUCCAAAUAAUAUCGAUCCAAGCUUAUGCACCCAUAUUCUAUUCGCUUUUGCCACAUUGAAUGGCAACCAAGUGAAAACGACAGAGUGGAAUGAUGUUGCAAUGCUUAAUGAAAUAGUUCGUCUAAAGAAACGAAACCCACAACUAAAAAUACUGCUCUCUGUGGGAGGCUGGGGUACCAAUGCCAGAAAAUUUAGCUCAAUGGCUUCCACUGCAAGGUCACGAGAAGAGUUUCUAAACAGCGCUUCAAAGUUUUUAAAUUGCUACAGCUUGGAUGGUUUAGACAUUGACUGGGAAUAUCCCGCAGCAGCAUACAGAGGUGGUUCACCAAGAGACAGAUAUAAUUUUGUUUUACUUUUACAGCUGCUCAGGCGAAGAUUAACACGCAGAUACCUAUUAACUAUUGCUGCAGCCGCAGGUAAACAAACUAUUGAUGCCGGUUAUGAUGUACACCGAAUUGCAAGGACUGUAGAUUACAUACUAUUGAUGACAUACGAUUUCCAUGGUUCAUGGGAGAAACUGACAGGACACCUCUCCCCAUUGUAUUCAAAGAAAGGAGAGGCCAAUGGAAGACAAUAUCUCAAUGUGGAUUAUGCUGUUACUUAUUGGAAGUCAAAGGGUGCUCCUGCAAACAAACUUAUUAUGGGAAUACCAUUCUACGGACGAUCAUUUACAUUAGUCGAUGGCCAGCUUAAUGGUAUGAUGGCACCAGCAGCAAGAGCAGGAAAUCCGGGAUCCAUAAUACAUUCAUCUGGCGUUAUGUCUUAUCAGGAAAUAUGCCUAGAAGAAAAAUCAUGGUCGAGACAUUGGGAUAAUGACCAUCAAGUCCCUUACCUUGUCCGAGGAAAUCAAUGGGUUGGAUAUGAAAACAGAGAGAGUGUGCGGCUGAAAGCCAAUUACCUUGUGAGCAGGAAUUUAGCUGGUGCCAUGAUUUGGUCACUGGAUUUUGACGACUUCGACAAUGCAUGUCGGCAAGGCCGCUUUCCAUUGUUAAAUACGCUAGUAUCUUCUUUGACACUCCAUAAUCGUAGGCCAACUACCUUUCGAUCCUAUACAGUCAGACCACGAGCCACUACUCCAAGAAUAUGGACACGUUCACCUAAUAUUCCACACUCUAUCUGUCCACCAAAUGUGAAUGUGAUAAUUGGUGACCCCUACAACCGCCAUGUUUUCCAUGUUUGUUACUUAGGACGUGAUUACCGCUACACAUGUCCACCAACCUUGGUUUGGGACCCACGUAUUCACGCAUGUAAUUAUGACCAUCAUUAACUCCAUUUUCCUUUUACAGAAUAAACAUGCUAUCAACAAA
Molecule: messenger RNA, 1588 nt
Organism: Octopus sinensis (East Asian common octopus)
Lineage: Eukaryota; Metazoa; Mollusca; Cephalopoda; Octopoda; Octopodidae
Product: chitinase-3-like protein 1
Exons: 11
Coding region: 154-1548 (464 amino acids)
Biological process (GO): chitin catabolic process; carbohydrate metabolic process
Cellular component (GO): extracellular region
Molecular function (GO): chitinase activity; chitin binding
Source: RefSeq, a predicted model, not a curated record